ACUGGCGCUUUGUGUUAUUCCAGUGUGACUGUCUGUGGUCUCACUGUGCGUCCACACAGGGAGAUUUGAUCUGGACACUUUGUGAAAGCACAUGACACCAUGUGGCUCUGUCUGAUAGUUCCAGAUCAGCAUCGUGGUGGAGCGUCCGGACGGCAGGGAGAUCGCCAAGCCUGUGGAGCUGAGAGUGAUGGCGGGCGAUGCCAACGACAACAGGCCCACGUUGCCUACCACACAGUACCACACCGUGGUCAAGGAGCUCGCCCCAUGGGGGACAGAAAUCCUCACUGUUCAAGCAGCCGACAACAAUGAUCCGAAAACCGAUAACGUGAGAAUCUUCUACCGGCUGGUUGGCCAGAUCCUAGAGAGCUCUCGUGCCUUGUUCCAGGUGGACCGUGACUCUGGGGUCAUAUCUGUGCAGGCAGGCAACCUGGAGGGAGCCGCCCCACAGUAAAAACACUGACCAUCACUGCUGAGGAC
Molecule: messenger RNA, 477 nt
Organism: Salmo salar (Atlantic salmon)
Lineage: Eukaryota; Metazoa; Chordata; Actinopteri; Salmoniformes; Salmonidae
Source: RefSeq, a predicted model, not a curated record